AUGGUCUCCAUCACGACCGAGUACAUCAGCGUCGGGGGCAAUAGGCAUCCCGCCGCCGCCGAUUGGGACGUCCAGUCAGGCGUGCUUGCCUUUGGCGCAGAUAACAAUGUAGCUCUCUGGGAUCCUCGAGAGAGCUCCCAGCGCGGGGUCUAUUCGCUUCUUGUCGGCCACACCGACAAGGUCAGUGUCGUUCGGUUCUACACAUGCCCUUCCACCGGAGCGAGACUUCUCUUGACUGGCUCUGUUGAUCAUACGGUCCGGUUAUGGCGCCCCGAUUCAGAAAACUCCCGCCAAUUCGUCCACGCGCAUACUUUGGAAGGACAUACCGGCUCAGUCAAUACCAUCGCCAUAGCUGAAGGAUUGGACAUCGUCGCAUCGGGCGCAGCUGAUGCUACUGUGAAGAUAUGGAAGAUCAGCACGCAGGGGGAGCCGAAGGGCGAGCUCUUGAGAUCUAUUCCCAUGAAGCCACGCUUCUUUCCGUUGGCUUUGGCGUUGACACCGCUUCGAACGGAGUCGAAUGACAGACCUGUGGCUCUGGCGGUGGCAGGGACCACAAACAUUGUGCAGGUAUAUGUAGCAGAGAACACUCUUGUCGACCCCGAUUUCAAGCUUGCGGCUGUGCUGUCUGGACACGAGGCGUGGGUGCGCUCCUUGUCUUUCACGUCGGACAAGCAGAGCAAGACGGGUGAUCUGCUAUUGGCCUCGGCCAGUCAAGACAAGUAUGUUCGACUCUGGCGGUUCCAACGUGGAGAGGUUACUCAGGCCACGCCGGCGUGUGAUGACGAUCCUAUGCUGGGCGGCUUCGAGCCGACGCUAUCGAACAAGGCGCAUCAGUUCACCACGGCAGGGAUCAAAUACUCUGUUACAUUCGAAGCUCUGUUGUUCGGAAACGAGGACUGGAUCUACACGACUGCGUGGAACCCUGACCCAGAGCGCCAGCAACUUCUCACUGCUUCGGCAGACAACACAUUGACCAUUUGGGAACAAGAUCCGGUCUCGGGAGUGUGGCUUUCUGCCGAAAGAAUGGGAGAGAUCAGUGUUCAGAAAGGUUCCACUACAGCUACUGGUAGUACUGGUGGGUUCUGGAUUGGUCUUUGGGCCCCAGACGGCAAGCAAGUUGUAAGUCUGGGCCGCACUGGAAGCUGGCGCUCGUGGAAGUACGAUGCGGAAACCGAUAUGUGGGCGCAGUCCCUGGGUAUUUCCGGGCACGUGCGGUCAGCCAAUGGGGUCCAAUGGGAGCCUACUGGAGGAUAUCUCUUGUCGACAAGUGCGGAUCAGACGACACGUCUGCACGCCCAGUGGCUGCGCGAUGGACUAAAGUCAUGGCAUGAAUUUUCACGACCUCAGAUCCAUGGCUACGAUUUGAAUUGCGUGGACACUCUGGGCCCGGCUCGGUUCGUGUCCGGUGCCGAAGAGAAGCUAUUGCGAGUGUUCAAUGAGCCUGGGCCUAUCGCACAGCUCCUAGAGAAGCUUUCUGGCUUCAAGCAGACGACCGAAGGAGCACUACCAGACACAGCACAGAUCCCCGUCCUGGGAUUGUCGAACCAGGCCCCGGCCGAUGAUGCGCCUACAGGUGAAGACGGAGUGGAGGGUGAGGAGGUUGGAAAAGCUCAGGCUAAUCAGGCGCUUUUGGCGGAAUCAAACCAACCGCCAUUGGAAGAUCAGCUGGCCCGCUACACAUUAUGGCCAGAGCAUGAGAAGCUGUAUGGUCACGGAUACGAGAUCUCAGCCGUGGCCGUCAGCCACGACCGCACACUAAUUGCCACCGCUUGCAAGGCGAGUUCGAUUGAUCAUGCCGUGGUGCGUCUGUACGACACGUCGGACUGGCACGAGAUUCGUCCAUCUCUUGCCGCGCACACCUUGACCAUUACUAGUCUCGCUUUCUCCAGUGACGACCAGUACCUUCUGAGUGUCGGGCGUGACCGACAAUGGGCUGUUUAUCAGCGCAGCGAACAGGACCCCUCUACAUUCUCCCUUCUAACUUCGAACCCCAAGGGCCACUCCCGAAUGAUCCUCGAUGCCGCAUGGGCACCUGCGUCGGGCAAGCCCAUCUUCGCAACCGCUGGCCGGGACAAGUCAGUGAAGCUGUGGCAAAUGACCGAAGGCUCUUUCGAGUGCAAAUCUACCAUCCCGCUGACAACGCCUGUCACUGCACUGGCGUUCCUUCCGCAGAUAUACAACAACUCCUUCUUUGUGGCCACGGGCGAGGAAAGCGGGGCGGUGUCUGUCUACCAGGUUGCAGUCGACAGCCUGGAAGCCAGCCAUCUGUCAAGUAUCGACAAGCUUGCAUCACCUUCGAAGGCGAUCACGCAGCUGUCCUGGCGGCCGGUUCCUGAUGCCGACAUACGGAAUUUUGCACUGGCGGUAGCAAGCGAGGACACUUCAACUCGGAUAUAUAGUUUUUCGGACAUGGUCUCAUAA
Messenger RNA from Aspergillus tubingensis, 2421 nucleotides. RefSeq names its product Elongator subunit ELP2. Gene Ontology annotation, molecular function: protein binding. The transcript is spliced from 2 exons. The record is from RefSeq and is a predicted model, not a curated record. Bases 1 to 2421 code for a protein of 806 amino acids. Gene Ontology annotation, biological process: tRNA wobble uridine modification. Lineage: Eukaryota; Fungi; Ascomycota; Eurotiomycetes; Eurotiales; Aspergillaceae. Gene Ontology annotation, cellular component: elongator holoenzyme complex.